Molecule: messenger RNA, 993 nt
Organism: Sitodiplosis mosellana (orange wheat blossom midge)
Lineage: Eukaryota; Metazoa; Arthropoda; Insecta; Diptera; Cecidomyiidae
Product: DNA damage-regulated autophagy modulator protein 1-like
Exons: 1
Coding region: 105-875 (256 amino acids)
Source: RefSeq, a predicted model, not a curated record
UGUCCAUACAUCUACAUUAAAUGUCUAACUUUUUAAGAGUAUUAACUAGAAUCAGUUAGUUCCUACUAUUUAAAUGCAAUAUUUCAUCAGUUAUAAUUUGUAAUAUGUCAAAAUUAUUUUGGAUUCCAAUCAUUACGUUUGCAUUGUGUCAAUCAACGUUUUUCUCGACCAGUAUUGCGGUGAUUUUUCACAAAAAUAUUACAUGGCCUUAUAUCAGCGAAGGUGGAACGUAUCCACCAGAGAGUUGUAUUUUCAGCGAGCUUAUCAAUAUGGCCAGCGUGUUUUUGGGACUCAUUAUUUAUAUUCGGUAUCGUCAAAUUGAACGACUUCUCUAUCAUCAUGUAAGCCUGUUGGAACAAGUAGCGAGAAAAAAUGUGGUGUCAUUAUGGAUUGGCUUGAUGGCAUGCAUUGGCUUGAGUAUUGUUGCUAAUUUUCAAUUGACAAAAUUGCCGCAAGUGCAUUAUUUUGGUGCAUUCUCUUGCUUUGGACUUGGAACGGUAUAUUUUUGGUUCCAAGGAUUUAUUUCAUACUCAGUGCGAUCAUAUACCGGAUCCAUGCACAUGACAUACGCCCGAUUGGUGUUGGCUACGAUUUGCACGUGCAAUAUUUUUGUCUUUAUAUCCACGACUUGCACAGCGACGGAAAUCAUUUUCAAUGAACGUGAGCCAAGUUGCAGGUACAAGGAAACUAGUGCAAUGGUGGAAUGGGUUAUGGCCACUGCAUUUUGUUUCUUCAUAUUAUCGUUUACGUCUGAAUUCAAAACCAUCACAAUGGAUCGACCGAUUAUUUUAGUAAUUAGACGCGAGACCAGGCCGAAUCUGGAUUCAAGUGAACCAAGUGGAUCAAUUCAAAGUUUAUCAAUUCAAGUCACAUAAUUAUUCAGUCAUUAAUUGAAAUAUAGUUUUUUUUAGAAAGAACAUGUGAAGGCUUUAUACCAUUUGUGCUUUUUGCAAUAAUAUGGAGCCGCCAUGUUUAUUUACCAAUCAAUAGUAC